Molecule: messenger RNA, 2922 nt
Organism: Olea europaea var. sylvestris
Lineage: Eukaryota; Viridiplantae; Streptophyta; Magnoliopsida; Lamiales; Oleaceae
Product: transcription factor MYB3R-5-like
Exons: 2
Coding region: 1414-2472 (352 amino acids)
Source: RefSeq, a predicted model, not a curated record
UAUCUCUAAUUUUAGCAUACAGGAUUAGUUUCUUUCAUCAAAUAGAUAGAAAAAUCCAAAAAGAGGAAGAAAAAGCCUUAAAAGGCAUGGAUGAAACCUGGAGUGGGGACCCCUUCUCCCUCCCCAAAGGAUAAAAAGACUUUUGUCUUGCCUUUAAAUUUCAUAAAUUAUCAUAUUUAUUUGUUGUGAUUUCCAAGUUAUCAGCCCCCUCAUGUAAGGGUACAUUUCAAUUAAGUCUUUAUUUAUUUUUAGUACUUUUGUGAUACUAAAUUUUUAUUUACACCAUCUUUUGUGCAUUAAUUAAGGUGACAUUUUAUGUUUUCUCAGUAAUAGUAUCUUCAUUUUAAUUAUUUUUUUGAGAUUUCUUUCUUGUAAAUUGAGUUUGGCAUUCAUCUUGAGAUCCAUUACUGUACCACCGGUUCAUUCAUCUUGAGAUCCAUUACUGUACCACCGGUUCUUUGUGCACCGAUGAGUUAAUAAUGAAACCUUAACUAUUCUACCUAUACGAUUGUGUUCUAGACCAUCCUUUCGUUUUCAACGAAUUGGUAUUUUUACCAUAAAGAAAGAGUGGAAAUGUUUUUAAGACACUUCCAAGUGGCCGCCAUUUGGUGCUUUUGACUUUUGAUUUGUUUACUAGUUUCGUGCAUUCAUCACAUUGGUGUUUGGACGGCCCACUUAUACAGAAACAUGGUAUUGUAGAGUGCUUGACCACUUUGGUAUAAUUGCUUUUCUUUACAUAUACAAAAUUUUUAUGUGUGACAUUGAGACUUGAAUCCAGGAUCUUUUACUAUGUUGAACCACCUAAUCCAAAAAGGUUAAUCUGUCAGAAAGGGGAUUUAUUUAAUAUAUAUACUUUAUUUUUGAAGCAUUAUUUGCUAUUAUCUACAACUGUAAUAUUGUAAUGAAGUUUCCAAUGUGCAAAUAAGUGAACUUUCUUCAUUUUGUGUUACGGUGCUGCCGUCGGAAGUAGAUGAGUGAAUUUUGUCUCCAUAACAUGUAGUUUAUGGAUGCAACGGAUGAUUUGAGCAUCCUAAAUUGAGCAGAAACUUCCUGAAUACUUAGAGAGUGGUUUUUAGUACUGAACUUGUUUCUGUCCAAAUAGCCUGCGGCACCUUUCGCCUAUUUGUUUUCUUCUGCUUAUGUGACUGAUAGUAAUCUAAAAGUGACAGUCAUUAAUCAAGUAGGUGGAAUGAGACUUGCUUGAGAUGAACUUUAUUUGUUCUUCAGUUUUUCUCUGCCAUUACAUCCAAGACACCUUUCAGGUUGGCCAUUUCUUGUAUAGGAGUAAAGAUAUAUUUUUGUUUAUCUUAUAUUUCAUUAGAAAGGCUAUUAUUUCUUGACAUUUAAUGCAAAAAGGGUUACACUGUCUUGUUUCUUGCACUCAGAAUGUUGCUAUGAUAACAAUUGUUUGUAAUGGCCUCUAAUCUGUCCAGGACCGAUAAUGCAAUCAAGAAUCACUGGAAUAGUUCUUUGAAGAAGAAGUUUGAUUUCUAUUUGGCUACUGGGGAUCUUCCACCCGUUUCUAAAAAUGUUAUGCAAACCGGCUGUAGGAUUGUGAAUAGAGCUUCAACUAGAGAUCUUGUUUGCGCAAAUAAAGGAACAAAUUCAACCACCUUAGUUUCGUCAGGAGCUACAGAUACAUGUAAAAUUGAAGAUGGGAAGGAUAAGCUAGAAACUACCACUAAUGGAUUUCAUGAUAUAGCUGGAUCAGCUACUAAUCCCGGGAAUGAGUCUGUGGAUCUUCAAGGUGCUACAUGUGAGCUAGUGCAAUCAGUAGUUGAUCCUAUCCAUUCAAGUACAGAAUGCAAGUUCGAUAGAUAUGGAACACAUCGUGUAGUUGAUCAAUACUUGCACGAUGAUAUUCCCUUAUAUGGGACACUUUAUUAUGAGCCACCACAUACAGAUUCUAAUCUUCCAGAUAUUUCUCGGAUGCACUCUGAAUCAGACAUUAGUCCUAUAAUGUCACCUGUGACUUUCUUCACUCCACCUAGCUCGGAAGGAGGAAAUUUUUUUGCACAAACUCCAGAAUCUAUAUUGAAAAUCGCUGCCAAAAGCUUUCAUAAUACUCCAUCCAUAUUGCGAAGAAGAAAGUCUGGUAGCCUGUUAUCUGCACCAGCAAGUAAAAAUUCCCGAGUAGAUAGGGAAGCAGUUCAGGAAACAUGUCAAUCUACCAGCGAGUAUAAUCAAACAAAAAUUUCAGAGGAUAUGGAGUCACAAGUAAGUUUGCAUACAAAUAUUUCAGGCGAAGGUGAUUUAGGAUUAUGUAAUGGGAAGUCGUACAAUUUAUCCCCUCCAUAUCUGUUAAGAUCGAAAAGGACUUCUGUUCUUAAGUCUGUCGAGAAGCAGCUUGACUUCGCAUUUGCAAUGGAGCAGGAGUGUUGUAAUGAAAAUACUGAGUCUGAGGAUUCAACAGUUAAAGAAAUCCCUCCUGUAACAAAGUUUGUCUAUACACGUCAAAGACGGUUGAGUUAGAACGGCAAUCUAACGUGGAAAUUGACCUGAACUGACUAGAAGUGAGGAAUGGAUGCGUAAAGAUAUAGCGCCAGAUGUAUAAAAUCUCAUUCUUGAAGAUAAACUCGAGGUUUAUGUUUGGCAUGUCAUCUCUUUUUCCACCUUAGGCUCGUGGAAAAAGCACUGGCCUCGCUUGGUUUGAUCAUUGCAGGUGAUGAGUAAAUGGCUAUAUGGAGAAUAUGUCUCACCGAUUCUUUUGAUUUAUGUAACAUGAUUCAAGCUUCAAUUGAUUUGUACAGUACUCCCCCCCCCCAAAAUAAAUGGAAGUAGGAAAACAUACACAUGCAAAAAAUCAUAGUUUUUGAAAUAACACCUUCUUCUUUCAAAGCUAAAAUUUGCUGAAAGUAUCAUGGUAUGUAUUGCAUUCUCUUAUUGUACUUCUGCUACUGUUGAUCCAAGUACAAAUUCAUA